This is a messenger RNA of Juglans microcarpa x Juglans regia, 805 nucleotides long. RefSeq names its product protein cornichon homolog 1-like. Bases 128 to 562 code for a protein of 144 amino acids. The record is from RefSeq and is a predicted model, not a curated record. Gene Ontology annotation, biological process: vesicle-mediated transport. NCBI's taxonomy places the organism in Eukaryota, Viridiplantae, Streptophyta, Magnoliopsida, Fagales, Juglandaceae. The transcript has 4 exons.
UGUCACAAGGUUCAGUAUGUGUAUUUCAGAAUGAAAAGAUCUCCCUCCAUUUUCCUCUCUCUUAUACAGACCCAUUCCAAUUUACGUUUAAGUUUCAAAAUCCCUGUACCGACGACUCGACCGGACCAUGGAGCUGAUUUUGUGGGCUCUCUCAUUUUUCAUUGAUCUAGCUCUCAUGGCAUCCACCUUUUAUCAGCUUGUUAUCUUGACGGACUUGGAGGCUGACUACAUAAACAUUUACGAUACAGCAUCUCGCAUUAAUCGCAUCGUCAUCCCCGAGUUCGUUGUGCAAGGAGUACUCUGUGCAGUUUUCCUCAUCACAUGGCAUUGGUUCAUGUUUCUGAUGACGGUUCCCCUUGCUUGCUAUCAUGUGAUGCUAUUUUUGAAACGGCAGCAUCUUUUUGAUGUCACUGAAGCAUUCAGAUUUCUUAAUGCUGAGAAGAAGUUUCGGAUGAUCAAGCUUGGUUUCUACUUAGCAUUAUUCGCCAUAAUCACAUUCAGGCUUGCGUUAUCUGUUUUCAACUUUUUAAGUGAUGCAGAGGAUGCUGUGCAUUUAUUUUGAUUGCCCACUGCUUGAGCAGUAUGGUAGCCACUCAUUGUAAGUUUGUUUCUUUUGAAAAGAGUUCUAGCUCAUAGGUUUAGAUAUGCUAGCACUCUUUGAUUUGGAUGAACAUCAUCAAUCGCUUCCGAGUUUUUGUAAUAUUUCCCUAUAUUAAUUAUGAUAUACAAAAAUGCUCCCAUUGACGCAGUGUUGGAAAAACCAUGUAGGCUGACUUUUAAUCAUAUUCUUGAAGUAAGAUUUUUA